UGUGGGAAUAUGUCGAUAGUGUCAUUUCUUGCGUCAGUGCUCACACCAGAGCUUCCUCUACGUGAUUGAACCAAUAGAAUUGUCUCCCCAAUAAUCAUCCCCUCUCCUUUCUGUUCUAUAUAUAUACAACCAAACCCAUCCUUCAACCAACCACAUCCAAUCCAAAUUUCAAGAUACCAUGGGGUUGAAGCUUUCUUGCAUCCACCGAGGCAGCAGCCUCUCGCGGCAGGCGCGCCAGCCGGCCUCGCCGGCGCCGACCAGGGUCAUCGCCGGCGACGGCUCGCUGAAGGAGCUCCCGGCCUCAGCUCCUGCCCGCGUCUCCGACGUGCUGGGUCACAACCACAACGGCGGCGCGGCGCCAGCGUUCUUCGUGUGCAACUCCGACGCGCUCUACUUCAACGAGCACCCCCCGGCGUUGGCCCCCGGCGACCUGCUCCGGCCGGGGCAGAUAUACUUCGUGCUCCCGGCGGCCAUGCUCGAGAAGCCGCUGUCCACGGCCGACAUGGCGGCGCUGGCCGUGCGCGCCAGCACGGCGCUGGCGUCGUCGAGCGGAAAGCCUCGGCGUCACGGGCGGCGCCGCCGUGCUUGUGGCGGUGGCAAGAAGGCCGUGCGAGUCAUGCCGGUGCGCGAGGAGAUGGAGGAUGGCGGCGGCGAGGACGUCUUCUUCAACGAGAAGCUCAACCAGCAGACGCUUGGGGAGUUCGGGGCGUCGCUGAGCCUGACGAAGAGGGAUGAGAAACUCACCGCGGCGGCGGCGACGUCGCGGCUGAAGCGGGCGCUGAGCAUCAUUCAAGAGGAUGCCGAGUGAAGCAAUAAUCUGAAUGUCUGAUACGGUCUCAAAUUCUUUUGUUCUUUCAAAAAACCAUUUUGUGUUAGCCUAAAAUAUUGCAGGAAGUGCAUACAGAUGUAUCGUCUGCAAGCCUGUAUAUAAUUCGGUAGUUACUAAAUACAAGAAUUAAUGUAAAAACAUGAUUCGUUGAUUUUUUUUUAUUUCUGGUGUACAAUUCUCCUAUUCCUGUUGUAUUUUUCUACGACUGUGCGAGUAUGAUGAAUUUUCAAGGUCCGAGAAGAAAUUUGAAUUGUUC
This is a messenger RNA of Setaria italica (foxtail millet), 1085 nucleotides long. RefSeq lists its product as uncharacterized. NCBI's taxonomy places the organism in Eukaryota, Viridiplantae, Streptophyta, Magnoliopsida, Poales, Poaceae. The coding region runs from base 179 to 808 and encodes 209 amino acids. The transcript has a single exon. The record is from RefSeq and is a predicted model, not a curated record.